Messenger RNA from Humulus lupulus (European hop), 1531 nucleotides. RefSeq lists its product as uncharacterized. The transcript has 13 exons. Gene Ontology annotation, molecular function: kinase activity. The coding region runs from base 119 to 1345 and encodes 408 amino acids. Lineage: Eukaryota; Viridiplantae; Streptophyta; Magnoliopsida; Rosales; Cannabaceae. The record is from RefSeq and is a predicted model, not a curated record.
CCCGGCUGAGAAUAACCACUUUGCUGGUCCCAAACGCUCUCUCAAGUCAAGAACCAGUUAUUCAGCUUCGACGAGUGGCAUAGCCAAGCCAUACACAAGCUCUCUCACCGUAUCGAAGAUGCUCUCCUUAUAUACUACUCCCAAAGUCACUCCUUUUCGCUCUACUCUCUCUUCUUCUCCCUCGCUCACUGGAACCCACUCAACCAGGCUCAAAAUGUCGUCUAAUUCGCUUCCAAUCCCCGAAAACCGUAUCGUUGUCGGCCUUGGUGCAGCAGGGGUGGACUUCUUGGCGACAGUGUCUUCUUAUCCCAAACCAGACGAUAAGAUCAGGAGCACAAGCUCGAUGGUUCAAGGAGGUGGAAACGCUGGGAAUGCUUUGACUUGUGCAGCUCGAUUGGGCUUAAAUCCAAGGCUAGCUUCCAAGGUUGCUGAUGAUUCUCAAGGCAAGCGUCUACUGGAGGAGCUAGAAGAUGAUGGUGUAGAUACUUCUUUUUUUGCCGUUGCUAAAGGUGGUAUAUCACCAUUUACCUACAUUAUUGUUGAUGAUCAAACGAAUACUCGUACUUGUAUUCAUACCUCAGGAUAUCCCCCCAUGAAACCUGAUGAUCUUUCCCAAUCAAGUGUGCAAUCUCUUGUGGAUGGUGCAAGAAUUGCAUAUUUUGAUGGACGUUUUCAUGAAAGUGCUUUACUUGUUGCACAGGAGGCAGCUCGCCGUGAUAUCCCUAUUCUAGUUGAUGCAGAAAGAGUAAGAGAAGGGUUGGAUGAUCUUCUAGAAUUGUCUACUUAUGUUGUAUGCUCUGUAAAAUUUCCAAAGUCAUGGUCGGGAGCACCAUCGGUUCCAACUGCGCUGGUUUCCAUGCUUUUGAAAUUGCCAAAAUUGAAAUUUGUGAUAGUGACUUUAGGUGAAGAGGGAUGUAUAAUGAUCGAGAGAAGUGUGAAUGAGGUUCCCAAUAAAGAAGUUGAUGUAGAGAGCUUAUUGGAAUCGCUGAAGCAGAAGAAUGAUGGUACCACGAUGUUUCCUACAUGCAUUUCAUCGUCAGUGGAGAAUAUAAGAGCUAAUGGGAUAGGGACAGUGUCAGGGAGGUUGCUCCUGGGCACAGCUGAGAAGAUACCCCCUUCAGAGCUCAUUGAUUCAACUGGCGCUGGUGAUUCAUUUAUCGGAGCAGUACUUUAUGCUCUUUGCGCCAACAUGCCAGUGGAGAAAAUGUUGCCUUUUGCUGCUAUAGUGGCGGGUGCCUGCUGUAGAGGUUUGGGAGCUCGGACUGGGCUUCCUCAUCGCACCGAUCCAUGCCUCUCUCCAUUUUUUGAGUUGGAACAACAAGGCGAUCUCUCAUUCGCUAAGUGAACAAGAAACUCGAAACAACUCGUAUCUGCAUUGCACUAUAACCAUUUGUCAAGAAUGGUGGAUUGAAGGCCAUCGGUACAUAGAUUGAUACUGAAUGUACUUGAAAGAUAUCAAUGUUGUUGAUCAUUACUCUUGUCUAUUUUAUUAUUGACAUGCAAUAUAGUAAUAAAACUUGUAUUAUCACAC